GCAUAUGAAAACAACUCAUUUUAAUUCAGUUGUAUAUUUGGUGAUAAAGGAAACAGAGAGAGAACACCAGAGACCUAAUUGUGUGACCACCCCCAUAUGGAUCAAAUGAAGCAUUUUGUUCUGGUUCAUGGAGCUUGUCAUGGAGCAUGGUGUUGGUACAAGAUCAAGCCGUUGCUCGAGGCGGCCGGCCACCGUGUAACAAUGUUAGACAUGGGGGGGGCCGGGGUAAACAGGAAGGCAAUCCAGGAGGUUGAGUCAUUUGAAGAGUAUUCAGAACCAUUGUUGAAGACCAUGGCUUGUUUGGGUCCAAACGAAAAGGUUAUAUUGGUUGGCCAUAGCUUUGGUGGCAUGAGUUUGGCUUUGGCCAUGGAGAAUUUCCCUCACAAAAUAUCAGCUUCUGUUUUCAUAACUGCCUUUGUUCCUGAUACUCAUCACCCACCUUCCUAUGUCCUAGAACAGUUUCUUGAGAGCCUUCCCAGAGAAUUUUGGAUGGACACAGAGUUUGGUGAAAACAGAGAGGAUGGAGGUUCUUCAAGUUGGUUUUUAUUUGGGCCCAAAUGUAUGGCCAAUAAAAUCUAUCAAUUCUCCCCUACUGAGGAUCAAGCUUUGGGGAGUAGUCUGGUGAGACCAGCCAAACUAUUCAUAGAAAACUUGGGAAAAGCAGAGAAAUUUACAGAGGAAAAUUAUGGGUCAGUGAAGAAAGUGUAUGUGAUUUGUGGUGAAGACAGAACAAUCUCAAAGCAGUUACAAAAAUGGAUGAUUCAGAAUAGUGGUAAGGGGAUUCAAAAUGUAAUGGAAAUUGAUGAAGCUGAUCACAUGGCCAUGUUUUCAAAGCCACUCCAAGUUCUCCAAUGCCUUCUUCAGGUAGCUCAAAGCUACACUUAAAUCUGAGCUUCCAUUGUAAUAAUAAUAAAAUAAAAAAGCAAUGUGGCUGAGUCAUUGUUAGAUUUAGCCACGCGUAGCUCCAUGGAUAAGAUAUUUUUCUUGGUUAAAUGUUUUUAUUUCAUCAUUUUCUUUAAUUCGACAUGUGGAUUUGGAAGAAAUGAUUGUGGUGAAACAGAUGAAAUUUCCACCAAAAAUGUGUUGUGGACAGAUUGAAAAGAUGAAUGCAUUGUAUUUAUUCUAAAUGAUCAAUUUAAUGUGACAAAUCCAACUUUGCUAAUUUA
Cucumis sativus (cucumber) is the source of this 1166-nucleotide messenger RNA. RefSeq names its product salicylic acid-binding protein 2. The record is from RefSeq and is a predicted model, not a curated record. Gene Ontology annotation, molecular function: methyl jasmonate esterase activity; methyl indole-3-acetate esterase activity; methyl salicylate esterase activity. The transcript is spliced from 3 exons. NCBI's taxonomy places the organism in Eukaryota, Viridiplantae, Streptophyta, Magnoliopsida, Cucurbitales, Cucurbitaceae. Gene Ontology annotation, biological process: jasmonic acid metabolic process; salicylic acid metabolic process. The coding region runs from base 97 to 885 and encodes 262 amino acids.